Molecule: messenger RNA, 3414 nt
Organism: Silurus meridionalis
Lineage: Eukaryota; Metazoa; Chordata; Actinopteri; Siluriformes; Siluridae
Gene: ppp2r5a
Product: protein phosphatase 2, regulatory subunit B', alpha isoform
Exons: 13
Coding region: 755-2272 (505 amino acids)
Biological process (GO): protein dephosphorylation; signal transduction
Cellular component (GO): nucleus; protein phosphatase type 2A complex; cytosol
Molecular function (GO): protein phosphatase activator activity
Source: RefSeq, a predicted model, not a curated record
GAAAUCACUCGAGAUCAUCUCACUGGUUGUGUUGUAUAUCAAAUUUUUACCUAUGUCACCCUACAAAAGUGCCCUAUAAUCCUCUAUAAGCAUAUCACAGGUUUUAUGUCUCAGAACAACAUUUGGGAAACUGCCUUCCAGAGCACGACCAGGAUCGAAUUUUGAUUGGUCGAGGCUUCCCCCACCCUCGCGUAUGAUUGGAUCAGCGUGCUGCCAAUCAAACUAGCAGCCAGCGUAGUACUCAAAGCAGUAAAGCUGUAAUGACUGGAGCUGUCAAUUACAGUGUACCGUUUUCACCCCUAAAGGUCAGUUCUCGGUGGAACCGCGCCGUAUGGCUCGGAGAGGAGCUCGGCUCGAAUCGAGGGACUGCUCUUUAUCAGAUUUCGGCGUGGAUUUAAUGUGAGAUCAUCUGUAACAUUAAUAUAUUACACACACCAACCGCUCGUGACAUAUGUGCGGAAUUAUGCGUGAACUCGGCACGACGGCGGCGGACUGUGUUUACAUCAAUCCAAAUGAGCGGCUCUUGACUCGUUUCAUUUCCGGGGCUGGUUGGUGAAGAACCUGUGGAUUACUUUUCGGAAGUGUUAACCGCAUCGUGCGAAAACUUUUCACGACAGUUUUCCGCGCGCCAUUCAUUUCCACGCGCGAGCCGUUUUCCGAUGCGCGACAGUCGGAAUAAAACUUCUCUGUUGCUAGGUUACCGCGUACUUUCAGCUUAGCCGUCGUUAGCGCGAAGCGACCCCGAGGGGCGAACAUGUCUGCGGUCUCCGCCACCGAGAAAGUGGACGGCUUCACUCGGAGAUCCGUGAAGAAGGCGCAGAAGCAGAGGAAGUCGCCCAGCUCGUCCCGCUUUCGGAGCAACAGUACCUCCGGAGAGCUUUCCGCCCUGCCGCAGCUCAAGGCUAACGUGCACGAUGCUCCAUCUACAGAGGAGCAGGAGCUGUUCGUGCAGAAGCUUCAGCAGUGUUGCCUGCUUUUUGACUUCUUCGACUCCGUCACUGAUCUGAAGAGUAAGGAGGUGAAGAGGGCCACUCUCAACGAGCUGGUAGAAUAUGUGUCGACCAACAGGGGCAUACUGGUGGAAUCUGCCUACCUUGACAUCAUUAACAUGAUCAGCACCAAUUUAUUCAGAACUCUGCCUCCGAGUGACAACCCUGAUUUUGACCCUGAAGAAGAUGAGCCCACUCUGGAGGCCUCGUGGCCACACAUGCAGCUGGUGUACGAGUUUUUCUUGCGUUUCUUAGAAAACCAGGAUUUUCAGCCGAGCACUGCAAAACGCUACAUCGAUCAGAAGUUUGUGCUGCAGCUGUUAGAGUUGUUUGACACUGAAGACCCCCGGGAACGAGACUUCCUGAAAACCAUCCUGCAUCGCAUCUAUGGAAAAUUCUUGGGGUUGCGUGCCUUUAUCCGCAAGCAAAUCAACAACAUUUUCUUACGGUUCAUCUAUGAGACCGAGCAUUUUAAUGGAGUAGCUGAACUUCUGGAGAUCCUGGGCAGCAUCAUCAAUGGAUUUGCGUUGCCUCUGAAGGCUGAACACAGGCAGUUUCUGAUGAAGGUGCUCAUUCCGAUGCACACUGCCAAAACCCUAGCGCUCUUUCACGCACAGUUGGCAUACUGCGUGGUUCAGUUCUUGGAAAAGGACCCCACUCUUACAGAGCCGGUGAUCCGGGGACUUCUGAAAUUCUGGCCCAAGACCUGCAGCCAGAAAGAGGUCAUGUUCCUGGGUGAAAUCGAGGAGAUUCUGGACGUCAUCGAGCCGACACAGUUUAAGAAGAUUCAGGAACUGCUAUUUAAACAGAUCUCUAAGUGUGUCACGAGUCCUCAUUUUCAGGUAGCAGAACGGUCACUGUACUUUUGGAACAACGAGUAUAUUUUGAGUCUGAUUGAGGAGAACAUAGACAAGAUCCUGCCCAUCAUGUUCAACAGCCUGUACCGCAUCUCAAAAGAGCACUGGAACCAAACGAUUGUAGCACUGGUGUACAAUGUAUUGAAAACUCUGAUGGAGAUGAACAGCAAACUGUUUGAUGAGCUCACAGCCUCGUACAAAGCCGACAGACAACGAGAGAAGAAGAAGGAGCAGGAGCGAGAGGAGCUGUGGAAGAGGUUAGACGAGCUGAAGAUCUCCAAAAGCCAGAACAACAGCCACGGCCUUCUAAACUCCGAGAACAGCAUCAAUAACAACAACCAAUCAGAGGAGCCGAACAGCUCAAACAUGACCGCUACAGACAGCGUUAACACACACAUACACAACACUGACCUCUGUGCCAAAUGACACAGGACCAGCUGUGGGAUUGAAACCAGCAGCACGUCUCAGAGAUGUGGACGAUUCAACAGAAAAUGUGCUUUAUAGAUCUACAUAGACCAACUUUAUCUAUUAAAAAAAAAAAAGAAAUAUUUUAGGUAUGUAAGUCUAUUUUUGGAUGUUAAGUGCAGUCACGUUAUUUCGUAUAUUCACUCACAGAUAGACGUGUGCCGUCAAACACUGUAAUGGUGGCUAUUCCUGCGUUCCUUUGUGGAGCUGGCAGGUUUUGAGCAGUGUACUUGCUCAAAGAUAAAUCCUGUUUUAGGAUUCGGCAGCAUUAGGAUGUUUUCUAAAGCUUCACCAUUUAAAACAGAAUGCACACUUCUUUAGUUUUUUCUACACAAUUCUGUUCAUCAUCAAUUAGAGAUUAGGGAAUCAUAAGAAUGCAGUAUUGGGAGAUGUGCAAGAGUAUGUUCUUAAUGUUGCACUGGAUUUCUGUCGAGUGUGCAUGCUGGUAUGUACACAUGGGCCUAAAAGAGAGAAACCGAAUCAACAGUAUAAUGAGAAUUUUAUUGAAAUGAUCCAUCAGUGUCAGUUGUGUGGGAUAUGGAUAAUGCAGUUAAAUCAAAAAAUAUCCCAUCAACAUCCUCACUGUGCAACCAUGUAGUUUCGAUAUGGUUUGUUUUAUGGGGCGCAGAUUAAUGAGGUCGAUUCGUAUUGAUGUUUAUUGUAUUUUGAUUUUUGCGUUAUACUGAUGCCGGGUGUUUUCUUGAACCGAACGUUUUAAAGGAGCGGUUUAUAUUUUUUACGAGUUGUCUUCAAAUCACAAAGAAAAAGUAAGUGAAAUAAAGCCGCCUCCUUUCCCACAAUUAACUUUCAUCAACCCUAUUCCUCUCUUGUUACAAGUACAAAUGUUUUAUUGGUUGUUGGGUUUUUUUGACGAGGGGUCAGAAGAGAAGAGUGGAUAAUUUUCCUCCUAGGAACAUUUAAAUAAAAACCUAAAACAAUGAGCAUUGAAUGAUUAUGGGUCUAAAUGAUUUACUGUCAAUUACAGUGACACGAUCAAGUCCUGCUUUCUGUCAGGCAUAAACUGUGUUGAAGUUCAUGUGUUGAGUAAAGAAUAAACCCCCUGGGUCAUGCUGUUGUAGUGAAAUAAUAAAUAACAUGAUUGA